UAUUACAGAUCCUCACAACUCCAUGCUUUCUACUGCAGGCUGGUCCUGAACCUGGAGAUCUGCUGAGAGGAUGGGGGCAGAUGGGGAAACCGUGGUCUUAAAGAACAUGCUCAUUGGUGUCAACCUGAUCCUUCUGGGCUCCAUGCUCAAGCCCUCGGAGUGUCAGCUCGAAGUCACCACGGAAAGGGUCCAGAGACAGGCCGUGGAGGAGGAAGGCGGCACUGCCAGCUAUAACACAUCCGGCAAAGAGCAGCCGGUGGUCUUCAACCACGUGUACAACAUCAACGUGCCCCUGGACAGCCUCUGCUCCUCGGGGCUGGAGGCCUCGGCCGAGCAGGAGGUGAGUGCCGAAGAUGAUGUGCUGGCGGAGUACACGGGGCAGACCUCGGACCACGAGAGCCACGUCACCUUCACCCACAGGAUCAACCUCCCUAAAAAGGCCUGCCCGUGUGCCAGCUCAGCCCAGGUGCUGCAGGAGCUGCUGAGCCGAAUCGAGAUGCUGGAGAGGGAGGUGUCAGUGCUGCGGGACCAGUGCAGCAGCAGCUGCUGCCAACAAAGCGCUGCUACAGGACAACUGGACUAUAUCCCUCACUGCAGUGGCCACGGCAACUUUAGCCUCGAGUCCUGUGGCUGCAUCUGCCACGAAGGCUGGUUUGGCAAGAACUGCUCGGAGCCCUUCUGCCCGCUGGGCUGCUCCGGCCGGGGCGUGUGCGUGGACGGCCAGUGCAUCUGCGACAGCGAGUACAGCGGGGACGACUGCUCGGAGCCCCGGUGCCCCACAGACUGCAGCUCCCGGGGGCUGUGUGUGGACGGGGAGUGCGUCUGCGAGGAGGCCUACGCGGGCGAGGACUGCAGCGAGCUGAGGUGCCCUGGGGACUGCUCGGGGAAGGGGAUAUGUGCCAACGGCACCUGCUUAUGCCAGGAGGGCUACGCCGGUGAGGACUGCAGCCAGCGGCGGUGUCUGAACGCCUGCAGCGGGCGAGGACACUGCCAGGAGGGCCUGUGCUUCUGUGAAGAGGGCUACCAGGGCCCUGACUGCUCGGCAGUUGCCCCUCCAGAGGACUUGCGAGUGGCUGGUAUCAGCGACAGGUCCAUUGAGCUGGAAUGGGACGGGCCGAUGGCAGUGACGGAAUAUGUGAUCUCUUACCAGCCGACGGCCCUGGGGGGCCUCCAGCUCCAGCAGCGGGUGCCUGGAGAUUGGAGUGGUGUCACCAUCUCGGAGCUGGAGCCAGGUCUCACCUACAACAUCAGCGUCUACGCUGUCAUUAGCAACAUCCUCAGCCUUCCCAUCACUGCCAAGGUGGCCACCCAUCUCUCCACGCCUCAAGGGCUACGAUUCAAGACGAUCACAGAGACCACGGUGGAGGUGCAGUGGGAGCCCUUCUCCUUCUCCUUCGAUGGGUGGGAGAUCAGCUUCAUUCCAAAGAACAAUGAAGGAGGGGUGAUUGCCCAGCUCCCCAGUGACGUUACAUCCUUCAACCAGACGGGACUAAAGCCUGGGGAGGAAUAUAUUGUCAAUGUGGUGGCUCUGAAGGAGCAAGCCCGGAGCCGCCCUACCUCGGCCAGCGUCUCUACUGUCAUUGAUGGGCCUACACAGAUCCUGGUUCGAGAUGUCUCCGACACGGUGGCCUUUGUGGAGUGGACGCCACCUCGAGCCAAAGUUGAUUUCAUUCUCCUGAAGUACGGCUUGGUGGGCGGGGAAGGCGGGAAGACCGCCUUCCGGCUGCAGCCUCCUCUGAGCCAGUACUCGGUGCAGGCCCUGCGGCCCGGCUCCCUGUACCAGGUGUGGGUCAGCGCCGUCCGCGGAGCCAACGAGAGCGAGUCCAGCACCACCCAGUUCACAACAGAGAUUGACGCCCCCAAGAACCUGCGGGUUGGCUCCCGCACAGCAAGCAGCCUUGACCUGGAGUGGGACAACAGUGAAGCGGAGGUUCAGGAGUACAAGGUUGUGUACAGCACCCUGGCGGGUGAGCAGUACCAUGAGCUGCUGGUCCCCAAGAGCAUCGGUCCAACUACCAGGACCACACUCACAAAUCUGGUGCCUGGCACUGAGUAUGGAGUUGGAAUAUCCGCUGUCAUGAACUCACAGCAAAGUGUGCCGGCCACCAUGAACGCCAGGACCGAACUAGACAGUCCGCGAGACCUCAUGGUCACAGCCUCCUCGGAGACCUCCAUCUCCCUCAUCUGGACCAAGGCCAGCGGCCCCAUUGACCACUACCGAAUUACCUUUACCCCAUCUUCUGGGAUCGCCUCGGAAGUCACUGUGCCCAAGGACAGGACCUCGUACACACUGACAGACCUAGAGCCUGGGGCAGAAUACAUCAUUUCAAUCACUGCUGAGAGGGGUCGGCAGCAGAGCCUGGAGUCCACUGUGGAUGCCUUCACAGGCUUCCGCCCCAUCUCCCAUUUGCACUUUUCCCACGUGACCUCCUCCAGUGUGAACAUCACUUGGAGUGACCCAUCCCCUCCAGCAGACAGACUCAUUCUGAACUACAGCCCCCGGGAUGAAGAGGAAGAGAUGAUGGAGGUCUCCCUGGAUGCCACCAAGAGGCAUGCUGUACUAAUGGGCCUGCAGCCAGCCACCGAGUACAUCGUGAACCUGGUGGCAGUCCAUGGCACAGUGACCUCUGAGCCCAUCGUGGGCUCCAUCACCACAGGAAUUGAUCCCCCCAAAGACAUCACAAUUAGCAAUGUGACCAAGGACUCAGUUGUGGUCUCCUGGAGCCCUCCUGUUGCUUCUUUCGAUUACUACCGAGUAUCGUAUCGGCCAACACAAGUGGGACGACUAGACAGCUCGGUGGUGCCCAACACGGUGACAGAAUUCACCAUCGCCAAGCUGUCCCCAGCUACCGAGUACGAAAUCAGCCUCAACAGCGUGCGGGGCAGGGAGGAGAGUGAGCGGAUCUGCACUCUCGUGCACACAGCCAUGGACAAUCCUGUGGAUCUGACUGCUGCCAACAUCACUCCCACAGAAGCCCUGCUGCAGUGGAAGGCGCCCGUGGGCAACGUGGAGAACUACGUCCUCGUUCUCACACACUUUGCAGUUGCUGGAGAGACCAUCCUGGUUGACGGAGACAGUGAGGAAUUCCAUCUGGUUGACCUGCUUCCCAGGACCCACUAUACUGUCACUAUGUAUGCCACCAGCGGGCCUCUCACCAGUGCCACCAUCAGCACCAACUUCUCUACCCUCCUGGACGCUCCUGCAAAUCUGACAGCCAGUGAAGUCACCAGACAAAGUGCCCUGAUCUCCUGGCAGCCUCCCAGGGCAGAGAUUGAAAACUACGUCUUGACCUACAAAUCCACUGAUGGAAGCCGCAAGGAGCUGAUUGUGGAUGCGGAGGACACGUGGAUCCGACUGGAGGGCCUGUCCGAGAGCACAGACUACACAGUGCUCCUGCAGGCGGCCCAGGACACCGAGCGGAGCAGCAUCACCUCCACCACCUUCAUCACAGGGGGCCGCAUCUUCCCUCAUCCCCAAGACUGUGCCCAGCACUGGAUGAACGGAGACACUCUGAGUGGGGUUUACACCAUCUUCCUCAACGGAGAGCUAAGCCAGAAGCUACAGGUGUACUGCGACAUGACCACCGACGGGGGUGGCUGGAUCGUAUUCCAGAGGCGGCAGAAUGGCCAAACGGAUUUUUUCCGGAAAUGGGCUGAGUACCGUGUUGGCUUCGGGAACCUGGAGGACGAGUUUUGGCUGGGGCUGGACAACAUACACAGGAUCACGUCCCAGGGCCGCUAUGAGCUGCGCGUGGACAUGCGGGACGGCCAGGAGGCCGCCUUCGCCUACUACGACAAGUUCUCUGUCGAGGACGGAAGAAGCCUGUACAAACUCCGCAUAGGAGGCUACAACGGCACGGCAGGGGACUCCCUCAGCUAUCAUCAGGGCCGCCCUUUCUCCACCGAGGACAGAGACAAUGAUGUUGCAGUUACCAACUGUGCCAUGUCAUACAAGGGGGCCUGGUGGUACAAGAACUGCCACCGGACCAACCUCAACGGGAAAUACGGGGAGUCCAGGCACAGUCAGGGGAUCAACUGGUACCAUUGGAAAGGCCAUGAGUUCUCCAUCCCCUUCGUGGAAAUGAAGACGCGCCCCUACAACCACCGUCUCACGGCGGGGAGGAAACGGCGGUCCUUGCAGCUCUAAGCAGUGGGCGGCGGCGAGCCAGCUGACCUUUUCUGUCAUUUGUUUGUAUUUUAUAAUAUGAAACAAGGGGCGGGGGAAAUAGUGAUGUGCUUUGCAACAUAUUAAGAGUGUUUGAAGGAAGCAGGAAGUAGCAGGAACCGGUUGAGAAUCAGCAGCUCAUGGUUUCUGCUGCCCCCGGGACUGACCCUCCGCCUCCAUGCUCCCUCCUACCCAGUCAUCUUUAACCUUCCCCUCUUUUCCUACCAAGGAGGAAAAGUGAGACAUUUUCUUAAAAGACCAACUCAAAAGCAAAUCCUGGAGUCAGGUUGUCAUGGUGACAGGCACGUGCCUUCUUUCCUGCCCUUCUUCCGAGAUGCCCUUCACUUUCAGGUAUUGUCCUCUGGUCACUGCCUUGGAUGGCCGUGUUCUCACCCCGGCUCAGAGAAGAAGCCUCAGCAAGAGAGCUUUGCCAAGAAGCCCCCGCAAAAGGAAACAGAUUAACCUCACCCCACCUCAACAACCCAAGUCCUUCGUAAUGGGCCAAAGAUUCUCAUCUGACACUCUUACUAGUCAAGUAUCCUCUGUCACCUGUCAAGAGUAGUGACCUCUUUUCCAGCCAGUCCACCUUUGCCCAUUUCCAUCCUACCCUUCGACCCCCGUGGCCCCACACGCCUAACCACCGUUUUGGAUUCUAGUUCCCAAGGCGUUGCCUGGCCCUGGCCCUGGGCUGCACGGUAGCUGUGUGCCUGUGGGUUCUAAGUUACUGCCCCUCCCUCGGGUCACAUAGACAGCAGCUUUCUUUGGCGAUAGGAGGGGGAGAUCGUUGUGGUCUGUACCACUUUAGGGCCAGGCACUGAGGAAGGCACAGAAGAAGUAGAAAUCAGGGCACCUUCCACCAAGAUUAUACAUUCCACCGGGGACACAGAUCUUACCAAGCUCUGUUUUCUGUUUCUCGUCCCAUUUGUCAUGGAUUCUUUUUUCCUUUAAUUGCAAACUAAAGGCCUCAUUUCUGUCUUCACUAAAGGCCCUCCUUAAUGUGGGCAGCGUGAUAAGAGUCAGAAUAAGUCAUAUGACCGGCCCGCCAUUCCCCUGACUGACAGCCCUGGGAAGAGGUGGAAUUUUAGGGUUUUGGUUUUGAGUUUUCUCCUCUUUUUCGGUCCUGUGAGAAACAGGAGUGACCUCCUUAAUGAGGUGAGAUCAUGAGAAGCCUUUUUCCAUCUUCUUUUAUUAUUCUGCCUUUGAGAGGAAAAAUGAAAAGUGCCAGAGGAAAUUACAUCUAGAAAUCCAACGGUGAACAGGGGAGGAGUGUGGGCCUACCUCCCGUUUUACGAGACGUGCUCUCUUUGCUAGCUUGAUUUGAUUUUUAAACCCAAGGAAGCUGGAGGCUCUAGGAGCCAUGACCCAUCCACUUCUCCAAAUCAAAUGUCAGCUGCAGCCAUCCCUACAGCGUGCCCAAGUUCCCUGUCCAGGCUCCCCAGCUGCCUCCUCCCUUUCCUCUCCCCUUCCUUAAGGCUCUGGUUCUGUUUUCCGUCAUGCCCACAUUUAGUCAAACUGGGGCAUCUCGGGCCUUUCCCAACCAAUCACUGGCUGAGACUGAGAGCUGGCCAUUUUCUAAUGGAAACCUCCAUAGUCUAACCGAGCUCUGCUAACCAGGAAAGGACAAUCCAUGGGGCUGACGGUCACACCUCUGACGUUAGGGUGGAGUCAGCUGCCGCUGGCCUUGUUCACGGUCGUGGAGUGGGUGUGACUGGCAAACUGGGGCUGGAAAUGGAGGUGGCAUUUCCGUUUCUCAAUUCACCAUGGACUUCAAGAAAGCUAGGAGAAGGAAGAAGAGGCAGAAACAAUCCUUUCAAGAAACCUGUUAACUAAGGCAGAUUUAGCUAGAGAGCAGGGCACCAAUGAAGCAAGUUGAAUGAGGAACCUAUGAGGCACCUGGGGAUCAAGGCCUAGGCCCACCUCUGCCGUUUUGUUGGCUCUGUGACAUCGGGAAGUUUGGUUCACCUCUCUGGGCCUCAGCUUCCUCACCUGUUGAAUGUUGGCUUCUAACAUCCCUUUUAGUUUUGGGAGUCAGUAAUGCUAGUCUCUGAUCUGAAAACCUCAGUAGAGAUUGGCAUUGGUGAGAGAGCACAAUUAAGUAAGGAAAAUUCACCAGAAGCCUUGCUUUAUGAAAAAGAGAGAGAGAAUGAGAGAAGGAAGGAAGGAAGGAAGGAAGGAAGGAAGGAAGGAAGGAAGGAA
Messenger RNA from Vicugna pacos (alpaca), 6361 nucleotides. It is a transcript of the gene TNR, whose product is annotated as tenascin R. The record is from RefSeq and is a predicted model, not a curated record. Gene Ontology annotation, molecular function: protein binding. Lineage: Eukaryota; Metazoa; Chordata; Mammalia; Artiodactyla; Camelidae.